Messenger RNA from Myripristis murdjan (pinecone soldierfish), 3058 nucleotides. RefSeq names its product mevalonate kinase (gene mvk). The coding region runs from base 350 to 1543 and encodes 397 amino acids. The transcript is spliced from 10 exons. Lineage: Eukaryota; Metazoa; Chordata; Actinopteri; Holocentriformes; Holocentridae. Gene Ontology annotation, molecular function: mevalonate kinase activity; ATP binding. The record is from RefSeq and is a predicted model, not a curated record. Gene Ontology annotation, biological process: cholesterol biosynthetic process; isopentenyl diphosphate biosynthetic process, mevalonate pathway; isoprenoid biosynthetic process. Gene Ontology annotation, cellular component: cytosol; cytoplasm.
GACGAAAACCACUGUCGUCCCUCCUCGUCCGUGUACUGCAUUUUGACAAGUUCACGGUCAGCUGUGGGCUGCAGUCUGGGCUCAUUUUCACUUGACUGUCACUCUAUUUUCUCAGCAUAAAGUGCGCUAACUAAAGCCCUUGUAAUUUAUUUUGCUGCCGUCUUUUUUUGAGAAUAAGAGCUGUGGUGGAGAGGGACUGGGGGACAGCUUGCUCGCCGACCAUUCAGAGGAUUAACAUUAGCUAGCUGACACAGUUAGUCACUUAAGUUGAAGUCGAACCACCGCCUGAAAGACUCAGCUCCGACUUAAGACACAUUUGUCUGCUCUUGAAGCUUUAUGUAUUGUGAAGAUGAAUGUCCGGGAAUGCAUCGUGUCUGCCCCGGGGAAAGCCAUCCUCCACGGGGAGCACGCAGUUGUGCAUGGAAAGGUGGCUCUCGCUGUGAGUUUGAACCUGAGAACAUACUUGUGGUUGAAGGCCAGCGCUCCUGGGAAAGUUUGCAUCAAUCUUCCAAACAUUGCCACCUUCAUGUCCUGGGAGCUGUCUGACCUGAAGCUGCUCGCCCCUGAGUCCUGUGGUAAGAGGGAUGAGUCAAAGCUCCUGGAUGCUGAGCUGGUCAGAAGACUGCGUGAAUUUAUUGGUGUAACCAACGGAAACUUGGACACUCACAGCAUGGCCACCUUAGCCUUCCUCUACAUCUACCUCUCCCUGUUUGGAUCAGGGGACUUACCUAGCUUGACGGUGACUGUGUGGUCUGAGUUGCCAACGGGGGCAGGGCUGGGGUCAAGUGCUGCCUUUUCUGUGUGCCUAGCAGCAGGUCUGCUCUCUGCAAGUGGAGCCAUUUCCACUCCUCUCAGAGACUUUGAUAACACCGCCAGGUGGUGUCAGGAGGAUAUGGAGCUGAUCAACAGUUGGGCUUUCCAAGGGGAGAAGAUCAUCCACGGUAAUCCUUCAGGAGUUGACAAUGCUGUAGGGACGUGGGGUGGCAUACUGAGAUUCUUGUCUGGGAAGAUAAUACCACUGAGCAGGGUGCCACUGUUAAGAAUCCUGCUCACUAACACCAAAGUACCACGCAGCACCAAGGUACUUGUUGCCAGGGUGAAGGACAAAAUUAAUAAGUUUCCCUCUAUCAUGACCCCUGUGCUCGAUUCAGUCGAUGCCAUUUCCUGCACUUGCGAGAGAAUCCUCGCGGAAAUGACGAGUCAGCCCAUCACAGGAGAGCACUACAAUGCUCUCGAGGAGCUCAUUGACAUCAACCAGCACCAUCUCAACGUGAUGGGUGUGGGACACCCUACCCUGGACACACUGUGCCGUGUCACCCAGGCCAGAGGGCUCCACAGUAAGCUCACAGGUGCUGGAGGAGGCGGCUGUGGCAUAACACUGCUAAGACCAGAAACGGAUUCCUCCAUUGUCCAGAGUACAAUACAGGACUUGAAAGACUGCGGCUUUGACUGCUGGGAAACAAGUAUUGGUGGCCCGGGCGUCCAGCAGCAUUCCCCUGCCUCUGUUAAAGGGGAGAUUCUGGAGAUUUUUAGCCAGUACUGAGACCCGCUUGUGGCUGGACAAGGGAACAGACUGUCCAGUGUGGACCGCUGACAGUGUUGUCGCCUCAAGAACUGAGCUGUGCUCUGCUGCCACCGUGGCCAGAGUGCGUUAUGUUGUGGCACUUUGUCCAAGCUUGCCAGUCAGAUCAUGCUGCAUUUUUAUGAUGUAAUAAAAUUCUGUAUGACUGCAGAACUCAUACCCAUGUUUACACAACUUCUGAGAUUAGCCUAAUUACAGACUUCUGUCACUAAAAAACAAUCUAAUAUGAAGGAAUUAACAAUGUCUCUAAGAAUUUACUGGUGUUUUGUUUUGUGACCUUCUCUUGCAGAGCAUACUGGAAUGAAACGGGUUAUGUGUUUGGGUUGGACCACCUCUUGUAGUCAUUGCUUUUUCCACAUAGGAUGCAGUUGUGUGUUUAGCGCUCUUUGGCCAGUAGAUGGCAUCAAAAUUGCACAAAUGCUUUUUUUAACAGGCUGGAAAGAAAACGGUUCUGACAAACUGAUAAGAACUGUGAGCUCAGUUUAUAGAUUCUCUCAAACCUUUAAAGCAGUAGUGCCAGCCCGUCUUCAUGGAUUACAUCAUCAUCAGUCACAGGCUUUUAAUCACUAAUUUCUGACCACUUUACAUAUAACACAUGCACUGGUGUUACAUGUAAAGUGGCGAUGUUGUCAGAUUUAAUGCACAGAGAACAGGAAUGGAGGAAAAAACUGUGUAAUUGAUGAUUAUGGGAUUAGUCAACAAAACCCAAUGGCAAUUAUUCAUGUAAGUAUUAUGUAUUUUUUUUUUAGUCUUGGACAAUCUUACAGAGAGGCCAAUGAAAAUAGCAGUAUUUAUUUCCCUGAAACACAAAUAACGUUGACAAUAUGUCUGAAUAAGAUGAGGCCAGGAAAUGAUCAGUCAUGAUCAAUGUGGUAUUAUUCAUAUGCAAUGUAAAACUUUCCUCUCAUGAAUCCACAUCAGUACAGGCGUAGGCUGCUUUAACGCACAAGCAAACUGUGUGAUGCUGCAAUGCACUUUUGUAACAAUUGAGUUUUAAAAAGUAAAACUGUGCUAAAAAAUUCAAUGAUUUGAAUUGUUUUAUUCCAAAUAAAUUAAAAGUACAUCCGUGUGGUUUUGUAAAAUGUUCUAAAAUGGUCUAAUUACGGAUGGGAAGAGGGGGACAGGAGGAGUGUGUGGCCUCUCCGGAGCCUCUGGAUUACCGCCACUAUAAUAUGGAUCAACAACAAGCAGCGUCCUUCUGUGAGUCACACAUUUGUGCUGACACACAUGGACGCGCACAAGCUUUCCCAAAUUCUUUUUUACCUAAGCAUUUAUCCCUCUCAGCACGACAGCAUGUUUUGCAAAAUUCUGCAGUUACAAAUAUGGAUUCACUUAGAAUAUCCCUGAUUUGGGAAAAGGUCAUUGAGGGAUUCAUGAGUUUUGAAUAUCCAUUUCAUUUCCUAUUUUUUAAAUGUCAUGAAGAUUGAGUAGCACGAAUCUGGCAGUAUAUGUGAAUAAACGACAUUUGUCACCUUC